Dermacentor andersoni is the source of this 3002-nucleotide messenger RNA. It is a transcript of the gene Snm1, whose product is annotated as DNA cross-link repair protein snm1. The record is from RefSeq and is a predicted model, not a curated record. Lineage: Eukaryota; Metazoa; Arthropoda; Arachnida; Ixodida; Ixodidae. Gene Ontology annotation, molecular function: damaged DNA binding; 5'-3' DNA exonuclease activity. Gene Ontology annotation, biological process: double-strand break repair via nonhomologous end joining; interstrand cross-link repair; telomere maintenance.
UUUUCUUUUUUAAUCUAGUAUAAUAGCAAGCGCUUGGUUGCGCAACCCACCACCCCGUUCUAAAGGGGGCCUUCAUAACAUCCAUCCACUCAUCCACCGUAUAUUUAUUUCGCUAUGCGCACUCCAGAACACCUAUACAAAUCAUGUGAAAACGUGUGUGAAAAGGACUUGCGCGAAAUUGUGGAUGCUGCAGGCGGUGUUUGCCCUGCUAGGAAACAUGAGCACGUUUGGUGGGACGUUGGUGGAAUACGAACGACUGUCCAUCGAUCGUUUCGAUGGACACAACGUCAACUCGACCGCCUUCUUGCUGUCACACUGCCACCGCGAUCACAUGCAGGGUAUUGACGGCGGCGCGUUCCGAAAACGACUGCGGAGCAGAGGCGAUCUGAAGCUGUACGCGUCCGCGGUGUCGUGUCGACUGCUGCUCAACGAACUCAAGUACGCCUGGCUACGCCGCCGGCUGACAGCGCUGCCGCUGGAUGCACCUACGACGCUAACCGUGCCGGCCGACGGCGCGGGCAGCUACACAGUCGUCGUCACCGCCAUUCCCGCAAAUCACUGCGCCGGCUCUGUGAUGUUCCUCCUGGAAGGCGAACGCGGGACCGUCCUCUACACGGGCGACUUCAGGCUCGACGUCGGCAGCGCAUCGAACCUGGCGUCGCUCCACUGCGACGCCGGCCGCUUGAAGCCCAUCGACGCGGCCUACGUUGACACGACGCUGUGUCGCCCCGACGCAGCCUACGUCCCCACCCGGCAAGACAGCGAGCGAGCCUUGGUGGAUUUCUUUGAACCAAAGUUCAGGGUAGGCGGAGCCCUACGACUGGCGCUGCCCGGCGCUAAGCUGGGCUACGAGACGUUGUUCACGUCGCUCGCAUUAGCGUUCGGCAUGAAGGUUCAUGUAUCGAGGGGUCAGAUGUCCCGCUACGCCGGUAUCGUCGACGUGGUGGAAUCUCUGACUCUUGAUGCGGAGACGACCCGGAUCCACGCCGACUGCAAGUGCGACGUGGGGCCAAACUGCGUGACGGUCAAGCCGUCGGCUAUGUGGUUCGCUCAUCGUGUGGCACCGAGUCGUCUGAUCGAAAGAGUUGCCGACGGCGUCCAUCGACUUUGUUACUCGACGCACGCGUCACUUGCCGAGGUGCGCGAUUUCGUGCGCUAUUUGCAGCCGCGUACGGUGCGGGCUAACGUUUGCCUGCGUGGUGUGGACGUCGCAACCCUCCUGGGUGUCGCCCGUGGCAGCCGAGCCCAAGAGCCCGCAUGGAACUUCUGGGGCCCGGAUGACGACGAACCUUCGGGAACCACGGACGCCGCAGAUACGGCGACGGUGCUCAGUCGUUGGCCACGGACGGCUGUUCGACCAGCGCCGUAUCCAGUGUCGAGUAUGAUCGAUGCAUUGCUGUAGUGUCCAUGUGCUCCGUCUGUCGUUCUUGUACCGUCUGGGUACGGGCUAGUUGGUAUUCCUUUGCAAACAUCACUUACGGCGCGUACAUAGACAGGGCUUGUCUUCGUCGCUAUUUUGGUCCCUCUGUCUAUGUACGCGCUGUAAGUGAUGCUUGUAUCGUCAUCUGCACUGUUCUAGCAGAGCUUUUGUUUCAGCUGGUUGCAGCAGGAGUUUGAUGUGGGCAAGUUGGUAUAACAUAUGUAAAGAGAAACAGUGUAAAAUAGAAGAGACAAAAAGAAGACAGGUACAACGGACGAGUGCUAACUUCCAAAUCUUUAUUUGAAGAAACAAAGUUUCUUUUUAUACAUGAAAGAGAAAUUGUGCCAACAUUACAUCAUGAACUCUUUAUCACAUCAGAAAGGCAAUCUCUUUGUUGGCAAUUUCCACUGAUGGGCAGCUAAUGCAUGUGCCGUCGACCCUCGCAGUAUAAAAAGUACCCAGUAUCUCCCUUUCUAGUCCGUCUCAAAAGAUGCCAGAAACUUGGUGUGAUUAAGGUUUGGACGGAAUUUGCAAUGCUUACAAUGAUCAGCCAAAUGCCCACCUGCAUAUUACUUACGACCCUUUUGGGCUCUCGUGCCCCUCCAUUGUAACAACACCGUUUGCCCAAUAUAUACCUAGUUGCAGCUUAGGGGGAUUUCAUAGACAACAUUUCUUCUGCACUGCAUGUUUCUGAGAGCAAGGGUCUGAUUUUGCUUUGGUCACCAUGGGGCAUAUCUUGGCCAAUUUACACAGCUCACUGGAGACAAUGUUAAUAUCAUGCCUUUGCACAACUUUCUUGAGGUUGUGCCAAUAUGGGAUCUCAUGUACCUUCCUCCUAUCACCUGGUUUUACAGCGGAGCUGUCGUAGGCUAGUUUCUAGCAUUUCGAGAUGUGCUUAGGCAAAAGUUAUGGCGGCGUUUAUAGAGCUAAAAUAGCUUAAGCAUAAGGCAGAAUUGUAGCAGUGUAUGUGUCCCAGCUGCAUUUCAUGCCAGAUGUGUCAAAACCGGUGAUGAAUGAUGGUUUGAUGUGUUGCGACCUAUGCAAGCAAUGACAGCGUGGCCAUUGCACCCUAUGCAUUACAACGGGCACAAGCCUUGCCGCCGAGUAUGCUGAUGCAUGCGCCGUACACACUGGGGACAGAAUUGUCACCAUGUACAUUCAUCCCGAAAUGUCAAAGAGGAGAUACCUUGAAGACUUUAUGAUCAACACAUUUGAGUGGAUCCUCAUGGUGGACCCCAAUCCCAUCAUCAUUGUAGGUGACUUCUUCAAUUUGUCGUCUCCUGACGGAAAGUGGUUCUUGGUGUUUCUCUCGGAAAGGUUUGGCCUUCAAUGUUACGCCAAGACCAAUGUCUCCAUGACGUACGAACAGUUGUGCAUAGACCUAACAUUUGCUAAGAACAUUUCCACUGUCAUCACAGCACCCAUAACCAUUUAUUAUAGCGACCACAAAGCUAUAAUUACUGUAGCAAAGAGACAAACGUAAAUACAAAUAAACAUAACAACAUGCAUAUUUGCGUUAUAUUGUUUUGUUGCUUUAUGUUAUUUUCUUUAUAGUUAUAUACAACACCGCUGAUCAUCUUCA